This is a messenger RNA of Oncorhynchus masou masou (cherry salmon), 9081 nucleotides long. RefSeq names its product TBC1 domain family member 15-like. The coding region runs from base 121 to 2298 and encodes 725 amino acids. Gene Ontology annotation, molecular function: GTPase activator activity. The record is from RefSeq and is a predicted model, not a curated record. The transcript is spliced from 17 exons. Gene Ontology annotation, biological process: activation of GTPase activity. Lineage: Eukaryota; Metazoa; Chordata; Actinopteri; Salmoniformes; Salmonidae.
CAAAUGUUUGCGGAAGUGGAAGCUUGAACAAAUAACAGUUCAAUUAAUAAUCUCUGUUGUAUGCGAGAUACACUCAACUUUUUCAAUGAUCUCGUUAUUUGCGUCGUUGGUUUACAAUGAAUGUGUCAAAAAUCAGCAACACACAUUGACGAGUAUUUAGUUAUUUAUUCUGCCCUCCCCUCCCAAAACAACUGGAAACGUGUGAGCUGUCCUACUACGUCGUCAGCUGAGACAGGCGACAUGGCGACUUCAGCGGGCUUCAAGGUUCUAUAUGAGCAUGAUGGAGUUUUUAUACACACCAACCCAGAAAGGAGUGAGGAGCAGGAUUCUCUGACUUCGGGAUCCCUGCGUGUCCUGGACCAGGAUGGAGACAUAGUGCUGGAAUAUAAACCCGUGGAACAUGUUGACCACUCUGCCAUGCUGUGUGCUGCCAAGGAGUCGAGCUCUGUGUUUGAAUGGGGCCAGCGGCACCAGGGUCCAAGCCAAGACCCAGGAGACAAGCCUACCAGGCAGGUGGAGCACCAGCUGGGCUAUGAGACAGAAUGGGACAUGGUUCACACUGUUCAGUUCAGGAAGAAACCCAGCAACAAUGAAGGUGCUCCUCCUCAACCCGCUCCCAUCCCAGAGAAGAGUAAGGGUUCCCGGCUGUUGUUCCGUCUCAGUGACCUGGCCUCGGUCAGGGUGAAGGAGGAGGGCUGGUCCUACCUGGUGUUCACCCUCAGAGACAGCAACAUGGGGGUUGAGCUGCCUGCCCUACACUUUCACCAGGGAGGUAGUGAAGUCUUCCUGGACUGUCUCAGGAAGUACAUGCUGCUGACAGAGUCUACCACAGAUGCCUCCCUCCUCCAGGUCAGCCCCCACAGCGGAGCUCUGUCCCAGUCCUUUGAGAACCUGCUAGAUGAGACCACCUUCGGACUUAUUACGAAGUUUUCCCAGGACCCAGUCACCACUACGCUGGGUGGUUUCUCCAAGGUGACCAACUACCUGUUUGACGCGUUCCGGGGUCCAGACACGGUGCUACUGAAGCAGAGGCCUGUCGGGGAGGUGGCUGACCUGCUGAAUGAGACCAUACCUGGUCUGGACAUCAACCAGCUGGAGGAACCAGGCUUUGAGGUUAUCACCAGGAUUGAUCUUGGCGUGCUGCCAGAGGUCCGGCGUAGGGAGCCUGUUGGGGCGAAGGAGUGGAACACCAACAUGGACCCUGAGGGACGCAUGAGGAACAUCUCACACCUCAAACAGACCAUUUUCAAAGGGGGUCUGUGUCACGUGUUGAGGAAGGAGGGAUGGAAGUUUCUGCUGGGCUACUUCCCCUGGGAGAGCACCCUGGAGGAGAGGAGGAGUCUGGCCAGGAGGAAAACGGAUGAGUACUUCCGUAUGAAGCUCCAGUGGAAGUCAGUGAGUGAGGAGCAGGAGAAACGCAACAGCAUGUUUAGAGACCACAGGAGUCUAAUAGAGAAAGACGUGAACAGGACAGAUCGGACCAACACUUUCUACGAAGGACAAGACAACCCCGGACUGAUCCUGCUGCACGAUGUCCUCAUGACCUACUGCAUGUAUGACUUUGACCUGGGCUAUGUCCAGGGUAUGAGUGACCUGCUGUCUCCGAUCCUCUAUGUGAUGGAGGACGAGGUGGACGCCUUCUGGUGCUUUGUCUCCUUCAUGGACCAGAUGCACCAGAACUUUGAGGAGCAGAUGCAGGGAAUGAAGACUCAACUGAUCCAGCUCAGCACUCUGCUACGACUACUGGACCUGUCCUUCUGGAACUACCUGGUGGCCCAGGACUCUGGUCACCUGUACUUCUGCUUCCGCUGGCUCCUGAUUCGCUUCAAGAGAGAACUGAGUUUCCCUGAUGUUCUGCGUCUUUGGGAGGUAAUGUGGACCGGGCUGCCAUGCCAGAACUUCCACCUGCUGGUGUGCUGUGCCAUCCUGGACUCAGAGAAACACCAGAUUAUGGAGAAACAAUAUGGCUUCAAUGAGAUCCUCAAGCUCAUAAAUGAACUGUCGAUGAAACUGGACAUUGUGGCCAUCCUCAACAAAGCUGAAGCUAUAUGCCUGCAGCUGAAGAGUUGUAAGGAUUUGCCCAACUCCGUGGUUGAGAUGCUUGGAUUCAACAGCACAGACACUGAGUCAUCAUCCCAGUCAGAGGACACUGAGAGAACGGACAGACCGGACUCUCCCGAACCUUCGACACCGUCAGACGACCAGCAGGACUUAGUCUCUGAGCACAACCCCGGCGGCAACAGCGGACACUUACGGGACGCGGCGCGUGACGUUUACAAAUUAGCCUACAUAUCGUAGCCAGCCUGGCUAACAGUCGUCUCUCGUCCAGUGAGAGAUUUGGUUCUGGUGGCUGAGACGAGGCUCACAGCCUAGUGGAAAAGGUGGAUUGCCUCUCUCCCACCUCACAGACCGAGGAGAGAUAGGAAACGGCUUCUCAGGGCAGUAUCUUUCUAAUAGAGCCCAAGAGGUAUUCAUUUAAAGGAAGUUUUUCAAAUCAAAUCAUUUUUGUAAUGAUUCUCUGUCUGUUAUUCGUCUAAUUUUUCUUGUUCGAUGGUGGUCUUUGAGUUUUUAGGAUAUUGUUCCUUAUUGCCCCUGACUCCCAGGUAUUUAGUGUUCAUCAGAUUGCUCCUUAUUGCCCCUGACUCCAAGGUAUUUAGUGUUCAGCAGAUUGCCCCUGACUCCCAGCUAUGUAGUGUUCAGCAGAUUGCUCCUUAUUGCCCCUGACUCCCAGGUAUUUAGUGUUCAGCAGAUUGUUCCUUAUUGCUCCUGACUCCCAGGUAUUUAGUGUUCAGCAGAUUGCUCCUCAUUACCCCUGACUCCCAGGUAUUUAGUGUUCAGCAGAUUGCCCCUGACUCCAAGGUGUUUAGUGUUCAGCAGAUUGUUCCUGACUCCCAGGUAUUUAGUGUUCAGCAGAUUGUCCCUUAUUGCCCCUGACUCCCAGGUAUUUAGUGUUCAGCAGAUUGUCCCUUAUUGCCCCUGACUCCCAGGUAUUUAGUGUUCAGCAGAUUGUUCCUGACUCCCAGGUAUUUAGUGUUCAGCAGAUUGUUCCUGACUCCCAGGUAUUUAGUGUUCAGCAGAUUGCCCCUGACUCCCAGGUAUUUAGUGUUCAGCAGAUUGUUCCUGACUCCCAGGUAUUUAGUGUUCAGCAGAUUGCUCCUUAUUGCCCCUGACUCCCAGGUAUUUAGUGUUCAGCAGAUUGCUCCUUAUUGCCCCUGACUCCCAGGUAUUUAGUGUUCAGCAGAUUGUCCCUUAUUGCCCCUGACUCCCAGGUAUUUAGUGUUCAGCAGAUUGUCCCUUAUUGCCCCUGACUCCCAGGUAUUUAGUGUUCAGCAGAUUGCCCCUGACUCCCAGGUAUUUAGUGUUCAGCAGAUUGUCCCUUAUUGCCCCUGACUCCCAGGUAUUUAGUGUUCAGCAGAUUGCCCCUGACUCCCAGGUAUUUAGUGUUCAGCAGAUUGUUCCUGACUCCCAGGUAUUUAGUGUUCAGCAGAUUGUCCCUUAUUGCCCCUGACUCCCAGGUAUUUAGUGUUCAGCAGAUUGCUCCUUAUUGCCCCUGAUUCCCAGGUAUUUAGUGUUCAGCAGAUUGUUCCUUAUUGCCCCUGACUCCCAGGUAUUUAGUGUUCAGCAGAUUGUUCCUGACUCCAAGGUAUUUAGUGUUCAGCAGAUUGCUCCUUAUUGCCCCUGACUCCCAGGUAUUUAGUGUUCAGCAGAUUGUUCCUGACUCCAAGGUAUUUAGUGUUCAGCAGAUUGCUCCUUAUUGCCCCUGAUUCCUAGGUAUUUAGUGUUCAGCAGAUUGUUCCUUAUUGCCCCUGACUCCCAGGUAUUUAGUGUUCAGCAGAUUGUUCCUGACUCCAAGGUAUUUAGUGUUCAGCAGAUUGUCCCUUAUUGCCCCUGAUUCCAAGGUAUUUAGUGUUCAGCAGAUUGUUCCUGACUCCAAGGUAUUUAGUGUUCAGCAGAUUGUCCCUUAUUGCCCCUGACUCCCAGGUAUUUAGUGUUCAGCAGAUUGUCCCUUAUUGCCCCUGACUCCAAGGUAUUUAGUGUUCAGCAGAUUGCUCCUUAUUGCCCCUGACUCCAAGGUAUUUAGUGUUCAGCAGAUUGUCCCUUAUUGCCCCAGACUCCAAGGUAUUUAGUGUUCAGCAGAUUGCUCCUUAUUGCCCCUGACUCCUAGGUAUUUAGUGUUCAGCAGAUUGUUCCUUAUUGCCCCUGGACUCCUAGGUAUUUAGUGUUCAGCAGAUUGUUCUUUAUUGCCCCUGACUAUAAGGUAUUUAGUGUUCAGCAGAUUGCUCCUUAUUGCCCCUGACUCCAAGGUAUUUAGUGUUCAGCAGAUUGUUCCUUAUUGCCCCUGGACUCCAAGGUAUUUAGUGUUCAGCAGAUUGUCCCUUAUUGCCCCUGACUCCAAGGUAUUUAGUGUUCAGCAGAUUGCUCCUUAUUGCCCCUGACUCCUAGGUAUUUAGUGUUCAGCAGAUUGUUCCUUAUUGCCCCUGGACUCCUAGGUAUUUAGUGUUCAGCAGAUUGUUCUUUAUUGCCCCUGACUAUAAGGUAUUUAGUGUUCAGCAGAUUGCUCCUUAUUGCCCCUGACUCCAAGGUAUUUAGUGUUCAGCAGAUUGCUCCUUAUUACCUUGUUAAUCUUGACUUGACUUGUUAAUCGCUCCUGAAUCGUGUGAAUAGUCAAACAUAAUGCUGAAGUAGUUGACAUUUAAAUAGAGGUGGAAGUGCUGAGGAAUGGAUAAGGUUUUAUAUAAACAGGGCUUAUUAUAUCUCACUGCAGUAUUCAGCUAAUAGGAGCCCUGCUGUAGGUGUAAUUCAAUUAGAACUAUUUAAUGAAGAUGUGGCUGUAUUAUCUCAAGGCAAGGCCCCUCUCAUCUACCAACUGAAAAUGCUUUUCUGCCCUGCAGCCUAUUGCCAUGGGUUUUACACAGUGUACAAAACAUUAAGAACACCUGGUCUUUACAUGACAUAGACUGACCAGGUGAAUCCAGGUGAAAGAUAUGAUCCCUUGUUGAUGUCACUUGUUAAAUCCUCUUCAAUCAGUGUAGAUGAAGGGGAGGAGACAGGUUAAAUAAGGGUUUUUAAGCCUUGAGACAUGGAUUGUGUGCCAUUCAGAGGGUGAAUAGUCAAGACCAAAUAUUUAAGUGCCUUUGAACGGGGUAUGGUAGUAGGCACCAGCCGCACCAGUUUAAGUGUGAAGAACUGCAACGCUGCUGGAUUUUUCAACAGUUUCCGUGUAUAUUAACAAUGGUCCACCAUCCAAAGGACAUUCAGCCAACUUGAGACAACUGUGGGGAACAUUGCAGUCAACAUGGACCACUAUCCCUGUGGAACGCUUUCGACACCUUGUAGAGUCCAUGCCCCAACGAAUCGAGGCUGUUCUGAGUGCGAAUAUAAUCAAUGUUAAGAAAGUGUUCCUAAUGUUUUGUCCACUCAGUGGUUUUCUAUCCCGCUGCCUUUCCUGACAUGUGAUUUGGUAAGACUGAUAGAGACAUGAUUUAUUAUUUUUAAUUUUACCUUUAUUUAACUGGGCAAGUCAGUUAAGAACAAAUUCUUAUUUUCAAUGACGGCCUAGGAACAGUGGGUUAACUGCCUGUUCAGGAGCAGAACAACAGAUUUGUACCUUGUCAGCUCGGGGAUUUGAACUUGCAACCUUCCAGUUACAUUUACAUUUACAUUUACCAGUCCAACGCUCUAACCACUAGGCCCCAUGUCAUUCUUUUUCUGAAUCCAUAUUGUUAAUCGCACUAGACUGUGUGGGUUGGCAUGGUGAUAAUGUAUGUACAAGUAGUUAGCUGUCUGUUCCUCUGGACUGGAGGGUUCCCAGAAGUUGCUUCAACAAACUUCCAACCUUACAGCAACGUUUUUUUUUUUUUAAACGAUGUUGAGUUCAUGCUUAGCCAACCAUGAGGCCUUUGUCAACAUAUACAGACGUAGUGAAUUCUUGGUGUGUUUAACAUGGACACGUCUUACUUCUGUGGGGAAGAUUGGAAAGGUGUUGAUGUAGUCAUUGAUUAUGUUGGGGAAGAUUGUAAAGGAGUUGAUGUAGUCAUUGAUUAUGUUGGGGAAGAUUGUAAAGUUGAUGUAGUCAUUGAUUAUGUUGGGGAAGAUUGUAAAGGAGUUGAUGUAGUCAUUGAUUAUGUUGGGGCAGAUUGUAAAGGAGUUGAUGUAGUCAUUGAUUAUGUUGGGGAAGAUUGUAAAGGAGUUGAUGUAGUCAUUGAUUAUAUUGGGGAAGAUUGUAAAGGAGUUGAUGUAGUCAUUGAUUAUAUUGGGGAAGAUUGUAAAGGAGUUGAUGUCGUCAUUGAUUAUGUUGGGGAAGUUUGUAAAGGAGUUGAUGUCGUCAUUGAUUAUAUUGGGGAAGUUUGUAAAGGAGUUGAUGUCGUCAUUGAUUAUAUUGGGGAAGAUUGUAAAGGAGUUGAUGUAGUCAUUGAUUAUAUUGGGGAAGAUUGUAAAGGAGUUGAUGUCGUCAUUGAUUGUGUUGGGGAAGAUUGUAAAGGAGUUGAUGUCGUCAUUGAUUGUGUUGGGGAAGAUUGUAAAGGAGUUGAUGUCGUCAUUGAUUAUGUUGGGGAAGAUUGUAAAGGAGUUGAUGUAGUCAUUGAUUAUGUUGGGGAAGAUUGUAAAGGAGUUGAUGUAGUCAUUGAUUAUAUUGGGGAAGUUUGUAAAGGAGUUGAUGUAGUCAUUGAUUAUAUUGGGGAAGUUUGUAAAGGAGUUGAUGUAGUCAUUGAUUAUAUUGGGGAAGAUUGUAAAGGAGUUGAUGUAGUCAGUAAUUAUGUUGCAUGAUGAAAGUCUCGGCCUUCAAGUGAUUUAUCAGAAACAGCAAUGCUGGAAGACUGUUCGUACCUGAAUCUUUCUGUGUACAGAUUUGUCUAUUGCAGCAGUUUGUACUGUAUAUACAUUUGAUACCAUCUUUCACAACCAAUUAUGUUUUGAAAUCUUUUAAAGAAGCUGAAAUUCAUGACUCCUCUUUGUAUUGCUUAAUGUGGUAGGAGUAUCAGUGUCCCUCUCCCCUCUGUUCAGGUGUCUCUCCCAGUCCUGACAGCCGUCUAUGGGAGGAUCUCAAUGGCCUUUCCUUGAUUUCUAGCAUCCUCGCUUCCUUCUCAACACGCAUUGGAUGAAAUGGUCAGAUGGGGAGGGAACUCUUACCUUCUCAUCCAAUGGGUUUUAAGAAGGUGAGAAGAGAGGAUGCGAAGAAUGAAGGAAAAAAAGGUUCUCUCCAUGUCUCAACUGGCGUGGCCCGUCUGUUCACAGUUCCACAUAUCCUGUGUCUAGAAAUAUAAUUAAAUGAACCAUAAUGUCCCAUAUAAUGUCUCUUAUUUUGUUCCCUAUUUUAUACUGACACAAAUGGACAACUAUAUACCUUUUUUUGUUUUGUUUUCCAAUACAAUGAAUGUCGCUCUUUCAAAGGCUUGAUGUAACAGUGAGACAACGGGACACUUUUUCAGGUUAGUUAUUCACCGAUGCGACAAUGAAUCUGUUGGCUCUCAGCUGAUGUGCUGUUCUCUCCGGUCUCUCUUGUUGUUGUGAGAGAUUUGGAGUCGUUCCUCGAAAUAGAGUCCGCUUCCCAAAUGGCACACUAUUCCCUACGUGGUGCACUACUUAGCCUAGGGCUCUGGUCAAAAGUAGUGCACUAUAUAGUGAAUAGGGUGCCAGUCAGUGUCUGAGAAUCAGCAUCUGAAUAGGACCGUCUGAAUGAAACGGUAUCGCUGGUCUGUUCAGAGCGUUUGUAGCAAAACAAAAUCAUAUCAUUGUCCCAUAGGAAAUGACCUCAGUUGCUAUGUCACUUUUUAGGCUACAGCCCUGAGGCCUCUAACACUGCGUGCCUGUCCUCCUGUCACACAGAAAGGGGAGUAAAACCAAAAUACAAGGAUUCUGUUAGCCUCGACUUGAAGAAUGAAAUGGGAUCCGAUAUCAAAAACUUUUCUAGCAUAGACUUUGGAUAAAUAACCCAGAGAAAAUGAAGUUGUUCUUUGAGAUGAGAGCUUUAGGCGCUAUCGUGGUUUUGUAACAAACUACUUGUGAGUUAUGGAUGUAUGGUGCUGGUGAAUGGCGGCGCGUGUUUGAAAGCCUGCAAAUUGUUGGGGGAAAAAAAUAGCACUUUACAAAAUAAAUAAAACUUCACACAUCUCGAGACCACCAGAUGGCUCAGAGCAAGUGGCAGUAUUAAUAUAGCUAAGACUGCCAGCUGUUGUAAGUCGUCUGAAACAACGCACAGCUGAACACUGCAGCUCAAUCAGGUAAGAACACAGGUAAGAACACUGAAUAGCCACAUCCAGUAGCAGCUCACUUCGUUGACCAUCCCAUCUCCUCCCUCAAAUACACAGGCGUGGAGCAUGUUGCUCUACCAAGGAGAGGAGGUCACAUGGAGAUCCUACUUGCGACAGAGGGAGGCCUAUCGGAUAUCCUGUCUAAAAACAUGGACCCCUAGUGGUCUGAAUAUUGACUUAGAUCUCAGACCCUUCUUGUGAACAAGUAUUUUGAAAAAUCUGUUAAAUUCUUGCUACAGGUUAUCAUCGUACACCCAAUAUGUUCCCCCUGUUGAUGAUGCUUACUAUGCAUCAGGGCUGAACCAAAGGUUGAUUGGAAACUUAAACCAUGUAUGUUGAUGCUAAUAAUUCUGUACAACAUCGAAUUAUGUUUCCAUGUGAUAACAGUAGCCUAAUAUAUUCAAUAUGCUGUAAAUUAUUGUUUUUAAAAAAAAACAGUUUCACUCAAUUCAUUCUAAUCAACCUAAUAGUGAUGACACGCCCCUCACUGUUGUCAUUGGUUGCUCUAAUAGUUAUGACACGCCCCUCACUGUUGUCAUUGGUUGCUCUCAUAGUUAUGACACGCCCCUCACUGUUGUCAUUGGUUGCUCUAAUACUAAUGACAUACCCCUCACUGUUGUCAUUGGUUGCUCUAAUACUAAUGACAUACCCCUCACUGUUUUCAUUGGUUGCUCUAAUACUAAUGACAUACCCCCUCACUGUUGUCAUUGGUUGCUCUAAUUGCCUUGUUUGUCGACAACCUGGUUCCAGCAUUCAUGACAUCACCCUGAAGAAGAAAAAGUGAUGCUGAAAUGUUGCUGUUUUACCAAAUAAAUUACUGGGACUUAAUAUA